Messenger RNA from Cordyceps militaris CM01, 1179 nucleotides. RefSeq names its product endothiapepsin precursor. The coding region runs from base 1 to 1179 and encodes 392 amino acids. Gene Ontology annotation, molecular function: aspartic-type endopeptidase activity. The record is from RefSeq and is a predicted model, not a curated record. The transcript has a single exon. Lineage: Eukaryota; Fungi; Ascomycota; Sordariomycetes; Hypocreales; Cordycipitaceae. Gene Ontology annotation, biological process: proteolysis.
AUGCAAUUCUCCAACUUCGGAAGCUGGUUCGUCGCCGUCUUGUCGGCCUCGAUGGCCGCGGGGGCUGCUCUGCCUCGCACCAAAGUUGGUGUCGUCGAAUUCAAGCAGACUCGCAGCGAGAGAUUUGUCGGCCGCAACGGCCCCCUGGCCCUGGCCCGCGCCUACAACAAGUACGGCAUCCCCGUCUCGGAGUCUCUCAAGAACGCCGCGCAGACGACCAGCCAGGCGCACGCCAAGCGCGCCCAGGGCACGGCCGUGGCCAACUCGGACCAGGGCGAUCUCGAAUACCUCGUGCAGGUCGCCAUCGGCACGCCCGCGCAGAACCUCAACCUCGACUUUGACACGGGCAGCGCGGACCUCUGGGUCUUUUCCACCGAGACGCCCAACGGCGGCAGCCACAGCCUGUACAGCCCCGGCCAGAGCUCGACCUCGCAGAAGCAGAGCGGCGAGACGUGGUCCAUCCAGUACGCCGACGGCUCCGGCAGCUCCGGCGACGUCUACACCGACUCGGUGACGGUCGGCGGCCUCACGGUGCCGAACCAGGUGGUCGAGUCGGCCCAGCAGGUCUCGUCGCAGUUUGCAAGCGGCGACAACGACGGCCUCCUCGGCCUCUCCUUUAGCUCGCUCAACACUGUGACGCCCAACAAGGCCUCGACAUGGUUCGACAAUGUCCAGUCGCAGCUCGACAGCCCCCUCUUCGUGGCGGACCUGCGCCACAACGCGGCCGGCAGCUACGUCUUUGGCGGCAUCCCCGGUGCGGCGCAAAACAUCCUGUACACGCCCGUCGAUAGCAGCCGCGGCUGGUGGGGGUUCAGCUCGAGCAUCGGCGGCAGCUCCGUGAGUGGCAUCGCCGACACGGGCACCACCCUGCUGCUCCUCGACGACUCCAUCGUCAGCAACUACUACCAGCAGGUGUCGGGCGCCGUCAACGACUCCCAGCAGGGCGGCUGGGUCUUUGACUGCAGCGCGCAGCUCCCCAGCCUCUCGUUCAGCGUGGGCAACGGACAAAUCACCAUUGACGGCAGCCUGCUCAACUACGCGACCCAGGGCAGCCAGUGCUUCGGUGGUCUGCAGUCAAACAACGGCAACGGUCUGUCUAUCUUUGGUGACAUUGCUCUCAAGGCUGCCUAUGUCGUCUUUGACGCUGGUAAUAACCAGAUUGGCUGGGCUCAAAAGUAA